AUGGCUGGAAAGCUGCUGUUCGCAUGUUUCUUUAUUGGUGGCGUAGUGCCUCCCUACUGUGAAGUGUCCUACUGCCCCUCGGACAAAACGAACGUCGGAUGUCUGCCUCCUCCACAGGCUGGAGGUCCGGCUUGUGGGGCAUCACCCUCAGUGAUACCAAUGACUGCGACCUUGCAGACUCUAAUUCUGGACCUACACAACAGCUACCGUUCGACGCUGGCUACUGGGGGCUUAGCCCCAUUCUCUCCGGCGAGGCGCAUGCCCACACUCCAGUGGGACGAUGAGUUGGCUUCCCAGGCGGGACACCUCACCCGCUCCUGUGUCAUCGCGGCGGAUAAGUGCCUCAAUACGGAACAGUUUCAGAAUACGGGGCAGAAUAUUAGGUAUACAACAACAGCAACAACAUCUGACGCAAAUACCUUGAUCCAGCAAUUCGUGGACGAAUGGUGGAAUGAGAACCGGUUCACCAACGCGGCUCAAAUUGAUAGCUUUCCCAGCGAUCCUCAAGUGCCACCGAUUCGGGAGUUCGCGCUGAUGGCCAACGAUCGCACCUGGAAGGUGGGAUGUGCCAUGCAGUUUUGGAACGAGGAACACACUAUACCCACGUACUAUUUCGUGUGCAACUACUCGUCCAACAUCAUCGAUGGGGAGGCUGUCUACGUAACAGGUACAGUAGCUUCAGGCUGUACGACCAACCAGAAUCCCCAACACCCAGGACUUUGCUCGCUCGACGAACCAUUCUAA
Molecule: messenger RNA, 744 nt
Organism: Anopheles coustani
Lineage: Eukaryota; Metazoa; Arthropoda; Insecta; Diptera; Culicidae
Product: antigen 5 like allergen Cul n 1-like
Exons: 3
Coding region: 1-744 (247 amino acids)
Source: RefSeq, a predicted model, not a curated record